Molecule: messenger RNA, 5077 nt
Organism: Diabrotica virgifera virgifera (western corn rootworm)
Lineage: Eukaryota; Metazoa; Arthropoda; Insecta; Coleoptera; Chrysomelidae
Product: toll-like receptor 8
Exons: 2
Coding region: 57-2087 (676 amino acids)
Molecular function (GO): protein binding
Source: RefSeq, a predicted model, not a curated record
GAUAGAAAUAAUCUACAAAUUAAAUAUCUGAAUAUCCUUUUUGGUGGCUAGUUUGAAUGUUAACUUCAAUUGCACUGUGUAACCAAAAAGAAAUGAUUAUGUUUUCGAGAUGGUCAACUUUUAUUGGUGCAGUUGUUCUUGUAUCCAAUAUUAAAAUCUCCAAUGCACUAUGUGACAUACGUAGUUAUCAAUCUGAAGAUCCAAAUAAAAGCUAUUAUGAUAGAUACGGGUCAUAUCGAAAGUCGUAUAGAACAGAAGAGCAUGCUAGUUGUGAAGAUAUCAGUCUUCCUCUCCAAGAUAUAACUUGUGAUGCUUGUACCAAAGUAGAGAUUUUAGAUUCAAAUAUCUCUGAUGUAACACCUGCAGCAUUUUUGAAAGUAUCCACCACGAAACAUUUGAAACUAUCAGGAAACUUAAUUAAUACUAUACAACCUGGUGCUUUUGCUGGUCUUCAUAAUUUAGAGCAACUAGAUUUACAUAACAACGAAAUCGUAAAUAUAUCCCAAGGAAUAUUUAAUUCUUUAGGGCAGUUACAAUCGCUUGAUCUGUGUCAAAAUAAAAUCAGCAGCGUUGAUCCCAAUUUUUUAACAGGCAUUAUUCACUUAUCGUUACUAAAUUUUUCGGAAAAUGCUUUAAACUCUUUUGACGGUGUAGUGUUAGGCCAAAACAAUUAUUUUAAAAUGUUAAAUUUAAGUGAUAAUAAUAUGUCUUUUAUAAAUUUAAGCACGUUUAACGGUAAGAUUAAUACGUUAGAUGUUUCAAAUAAUAAGUUAACAUUUGUCAAUAUAUCCCUUUCAGGUUUACAAAAUCUUAAUGCUAGUAAAAAUCAAAUAAAACAUUUACUUGCCGAAACUUGCUUAUUAGAUGCAACUUUAAUAUCUUUGGAUGUUAGUAAUAAUUUGCUGAAUGAAGAAAAUAUAAUGAAUGUUUCAAAACUACUCAAAUUAGAAAAGUUGAAUAUAGCAGGAAAUAAUCUGUCCUUUAUUCCUGUUAACCUAUUUGUAAAUUUAACAAAGUUGUCAUAUUUAAACAUGUCACAUAAUAAGAUAAGUUUCUUGAAUUAUGGAGCACUGGAUCAUGUAAAAGAAUUGAAAAUUUUAGAUCUGUCGUAUAACAAGCUCACGACUCUUAAAAGAUACUUGCACUCGUUAUCAGCACUAACAUCUUUAUACAUCAAUAACAAUAAAAUCACAAACAUUAAUGGCAAACAACUGUUGACCGAUAAUAAUGGAUUGAAGGUCAUAAGCAUAGAUAGUAAUGAUUUUAAUUGUGAAAAUUUGGUAGAACUAAUUCAUGAUUUUAAAAAUAAAGUUUCUAAAGGUACAUCAACUAUAGGAUCAAAUAUUCACGGCAUUGCUUGCAAAGAAGAAACAUUACCAGAAGCAAAUCCUGAAGUAAAACUUAAAGCGGAUAUCAUAAAAUAUUUAGAAACAACAAUUUCGGCAAAGCUUGAAAAAUCCGAGAAUCUUCAAUUCGACAGGAGUCUCAUGUACGACUAUUUUAACAAAGAUUUUAAGAGCAGCAACUUUUAUAAGUAUCUGGAAGGACUGAAAAAUAUUAAUACGCUAAAUUUCAAUGAUACUGACAUGAUAAAAUACUUUAAUCAAGAUUUUAAAAAUAGUUUGUUUUAUAAAUAUUUGGAAAGUCUGAAAGCAAACGAAAACUCAACCAGAGAGUUUAACAGAAGUCUAUAUGACUACUUCAACAAAGAUUUUAACGGUACUUAUCUUGUUAAAUAUUUGACAAAAUUAGAAAAAUCCAAGGAUGAUUUCAUUGAUUCUUUUGAAAAUAGCAGUAUGUUUAACUACUUUAAUAAAGGCUUUAAAAAUAGCACUUUUUAUAAAUACUUGGAAAAUUUAAAUUCAAAAUUUUAUGGUAUUCAACAAAAAGAUCAUGGUACCGCUGAAUAUUUUCAUAGUAGCUCUGAACACCAAAGGAAUGAUUAUUCUCCUCUGCUUUCAAUGUUGUCUAUAAUAAUUGUUCUGUUAAUAAUUUUGGUAGCUGUUCAAGUGUAUUUCAAUUACAACAAGAAAAAUAUUUUUUCUAGGGAACAAGUUGAACUUUUAGACAGAAAUAGUAUAACGUAAAUAACAUUUCGUAUUUAUAAAUAAUGCAUAGUAUAAAUUAAAUCUAUAAAUGUAUUCAUUCACAGUGAAAAAAUACUUUUAAAAUGCUUUUAUUUUACUUUCAUUUAUUAGGAUGUAAUCAGUCGAAUGAAGAUGUAGCAUUCAGAAAAAUGUUUGAUCAAAGAGGGCCGGGUCAAAUCUGGGAGGGUAGAAGCUAUCGCUGUAUCGUCUGCAUAUAGACUUAGCAACGAUCUGGAUUCAGUUAUAGAGUCUGUCGCAUAUAAGGUGUAUAAGUGUAUAGAUAUGGCGAUAAUACCGCUCCUUGUGACACACCAACAUCCAUGGUUCCAAUUUCGGAUAGGGUUGGCCCUAUUUGAACUCUGAGUCUUCUGUCGGCUAGGUAUAACGAGACAAGACAUGUCAUAGCCUCAUUAUAACCAUAUUGGUUCAUUUUAAACAUCAGGCCGUCCAGCCGAAGUCGAAAGACUUGAGCAGGGCCGCCGCUAAGGUGUUGGCCGCCCGUGUGCAACUUAAUAUUUGCCACCCCCUUCCAAUUUCAACACUUUAGAAAAAUGUUUAUACUAGUAUUUGAAGAAAUGUGCAGAAGAUGCAUAACAAUAUAAUAAUUUGUGAAUAGAUAAAUACUUGAACAUUUAGACUAAUAUCCAUGAUCCAACGUCCAUUAUAUGUGUAUCCUUAUAUCCUAAUUUAAACGUACAUUUAAUUAAAAUAAUCUGUGAGUAGAUAACAUAAACACAUAAAAAAACUAAAAACGGACUUUUCGGGAUUUCGUUUCGGAAAACUUGUUGACAAUGUUUAACAAUGUUUUUGACAAUGCUUUUUUUGUUUUUUUUUUCUGGCCUUGGUGUUGAACCUUUAGCCACGUAAUUACAUAUACUUAUAUCAGCUGAGUUAUGUCUAGUGUGUGUGUUGAGUAAAUGUCUUGUUACUUUGAAAAGUCGACUUCAUUGUCUUUCCAAAUAGAUGUUAAUUGUAUCCAUACGCCUGCAGUACCUCCGGUGAGUACCGAUUCCACAAGGAUAGAAACUAUUUCACCUAUUAAUUUUUAAUAAAUGAAAUGUCUAUCUGUCUGUUCUCUUCUCCCUCUUUUUCUCUUCCUGUUCUCUUUGUUUCUUCCUCUCUCUUGGUUCGCUGUUUCUCUCUUCCUUCCCUCUUUUCCCUCUUAUCUUAUCUGUCAUUUCCAUUGCUUUUGUUUGCGCUGGUUCAAGAUCCGAUUUAUUUCUUUUCUUCCACUUCUCGCCUACAGCUUUUCUCCCCUCGAGUUUCGUUCUUUUCUUUUUCCCUCCUUCUUUUGUUUUCUCUUUCGCCCCCGCUCCCCUCUCUACCGCUUUAUUUUUUUUUCUUUUUUUGUCCCAUUUUUCUUCUCAAAUGUUGGGUCGUGCUGAUCGGUUCAGUGGGGCAGUGCGCCCUUGUCCCCCAAGGCUGUUUUCCGCUCGGGUUCGCCAUCUCCCUUAGGUAUCGCUUGUAACCCACUAUGUUACCCCCUUUGACAUGAUGGUGUCACACCUUGAGGUUGGGGUGGCGGUAUAUCAGGAUGAUACAUAGCCGUCAUCCCUAUGCAUAUCCGUUUGUUUCCGUGGUUUCCUCCACUGGUUUCCUCAACUAUUUUCAGAGGUUUUCUCCUCGGGUAUAGGUUUGAGUAUCAGGGCGUGUAUGAUGGGUAGAGGUGGGUGUCGUAUGAUAGUUGGGAGUAUUAACUAUCACACAGGGACAAGAUAAGACAUUGGCUAUACGAGAGCGGACAUCUGCUCCAAUUUGUUGCGUUUUAUGAUGAGCAGGAGAAGCUGUCAUGAAGGAUUGUAGAGUCAGGGGCGAAUGCAGUGAAAUAGCCACUUUACACGAUGCAAGUAAUUGCGCAAUUAAUUGCACAAUUUCUUGCGCAAGAACUUGUGCAAUAAGUUGCAACUAACUUUCUGCAAUAAAGUGAUUACAUGGUGCAAACAUAAACUGACAUGAAAUAGACAGAAACUUUGACAAAAUAGCAUAAAUUUUAGGUUAUGUUUGUUUUUACAAAUUAAAUGUAAUUUUUUGAGUAGAAUUAUCAGAUAUUAGAUUAAAGAUGUUAGAUUAUAAUUUGAGAAAAUUAUAAUAUUAUGUAUUAAGUAUAACAAAAUCAAUUAAUACCUAAUCCAAGUAUGUAAUACAUAUUAUUCAUUUACAAAAGGAAACAAGUUGUAAGAAAUAAAAUAGUUUUUUUUAAUCCCUAUGUUGCAUAAUUAAAGUUAUUCACCUGAAUAAUAUUAUCUGUGAAGCGUGAAAUUGGUAAAAAGUUCCUCUAGUUUUGUUAAUAAAUUGUUUGGUUUGAAAUUUAAGAUGACAGAAGUUCAAUGUCAUCAAAAUCUUUUAUUUGUUGACAGCAGAAAAGUAAAAACAAACACUGUAGCCUUAAAAGUUACUAAAAAUAUAACCAAAUUGCAGAAAAAAUUGCAUGAAAAAUAGGACAUGUUCUAUUUAGCUGCAACUUAUUCUUGCAGCAAGGAGUUGCAGCUUUUCUGUGCAAUUCGCGUAUGACACGAUGCAAUUUCUAUUGCUGCAAGAAAUUGUGCAAUUAAUUGCGCAAUUAGUUGCAUGGUGUAAAGUGGCUAUUACAAAUUAAGGUGUAAAAACGUUUCGUAAGGAAAACUAAUUUUUUCGCUGUAAUGCUGGGGCCACACUAACGUCUAAUGCCGUUAAUUAUCGCAUUAUUUGCCAUCUCUGUAAUGCAAAUAAUGCGUUAAUUAACGGCAAUAGACGUUACUGUGGCCCCAGCAUAAAUGAAUACAAUUAUUGUAGGUUUAACAUCUUUUCGGUAUUAUCAAAAAUAAAGAUAUGUAUUUUACUUACAUCCAGAAUAUUUUAUAUAAAAACCGUAAUUUUUAUGUAAUACAUAAUAUGUUUACCAUUAUAAUUAAUUAUAGUUUUGUAUAAUGUUUCGUAAUCAAACCGUAGGUGGUAUUUUUGAUGUAAUAUCAACUACUGGAUAUAUCAUAAAUAAAAAUAUUUAAACUAAA